CGCCUAGCCCGAGCCGCCGCCGCCGCCGCCGCCGCCGCGGGGCGCCGCGAUGCAGAGGCCGGGGGAGCCGGGCGCCGCGCGCUAUGGCCCAGCCGAGGGCUGCGCGGAUCACCGGCCGCACCGUUAUCGCAGCUUCAUGAUCGAGGAGAUCCUCACUGAACCGCCGGGGCCCAAGGGCGCCGCGCCCGCCGCCGCCGCCGCCGCCGCCGCGGGCGAGCUGCUAAAGUUCGGCGUGCAGGCGCUGCUGGCGGCGCGGCCCUUCCACAGCCACCUGGCGGUGCUGAAGGCCGAGCAAGCUGCCGUGUUCAAGUUCCCGCUAGCGCCGCUCGGCUGUUCCGGGCUGGGGUCGGCGCUGCUGGCCGCGGGGCCUGGGCUGCCGGGCGCGGCGGGCGCGUCGCACCUGCCGCUGGAGCUGCAGCUCCGCGGGAAGCUGGAGGCGCCGGGCCCGGGGGAACCCGGCACCAAGGCCAAGAAGGGGCGCCGGAGCCGCACCGUAUUUACCGAAUUGCAGCUGAUGGGCCUGGAGAAACGCUUUGAAAAGCAGAAAUACCUCUCCACGCCGGACAGAAUAGAUCUUGCGGAGUCCCUGGGCCUGAGCCAGUUGCAGGUGAAGACGUGGUAUCAGAAUCGGAGAAUGAAGUGGAAGAAAAUAGUGCUGCAGGGCGGCGGCCUGGAGUCCCCCACCAAGCCCAAGGGGCGGCCCAAGAAGAACUCCAUUCCCACCAGCGAGCAGCUUACAGAGCAGGAACGCGCCAAGGAAGCGGAGAAGCCUGUGGAAGCGUCGGGGGAGCCCACCGACCGGAGCCGGGAGGACUGAGCGCGGCACAUGGUGCGGGGCUGGGAAUCCCUGCGCCGCCCUGGGCCUCUUCAGCCUGAGGGAAGCCGCGAGCCGGCGCUUCCAUAUUCAAGCCGUCUGCUCCUUAAACGUUUUAUUAAUACCUUGAAUGCGGACAGUUACGGGGCCAAGCAAGGAAGGAGACAAAACCCUGAAGCCAAACCCAGGCCCCAGCCUAGGAGCCUCGGCGUCCAGGCAGCAGAAGCUGUUCUCCGCCCGCGCGUUACUCCAGAGCACCCGGGGCGCUCCACGCGUAUUCACGCCCCGCUCCUCGCCCUCACCCCCACUCCGCCUCGGGCGGGCUCUCCUGGACGCCGCCGGGUCACACAGCCACUUCCGCGUGCCUGGGAUCCCGUGGCCCGGCGGAGGCCACCACGGCCCCAGGCGGCGCCAGGACAACCCGGCCGCUCGGCCCCAGUGCCGUGUCCUUGACGUCGCCGGGGUCCCCUACCCCCCUCUUGCGAAGGCGGUGACUUUUUUUCCAAUAAAA
This is a messenger RNA of Choloepus didactylus (southern two-toed sloth), 1325 nucleotides long. RefSeq names its product BARX homeobox 1 (gene BARX1). Gene Ontology annotation, cellular component: nucleus. The transcript has 4 exons. Gene Ontology annotation, biological process: regulation of transcription by RNA polymerase II. The record is from RefSeq and is a predicted model, not a curated record. Bases 50 to 817 code for a protein of 255 amino acids. Gene Ontology annotation, molecular function: DNA-binding transcription factor activity, RNA polymerase II-specific; RNA polymerase II transcription regulatory region sequence-specific DNA binding. Lineage: Eukaryota; Metazoa; Chordata; Mammalia; Pilosa; Megalonychidae.